Metopolophium dirhodum (rose-grain aphid) is the source of this 1617-nucleotide messenger RNA. Its product is annotated as gamma-butyrobetaine dioxygenase-like. The record is from RefSeq and is a predicted model, not a curated record. NCBI's taxonomy places the organism in Eukaryota, Metazoa, Arthropoda, Insecta, Hemiptera, Aphididae. The coding region runs from base 313 to 1482 and encodes 389 amino acids. Gene Ontology annotation, cellular component: mitochondrion. Gene Ontology annotation, molecular function: oxidoreductase activity. The transcript is spliced from 7 exons. Gene Ontology annotation, biological process: carnitine biosynthetic process.
GCUGUGUCCGGUUCCGUCGGCGGCGUUCCCCCCGACAGUAUAGUCUGUGCACGCGGGCGCGCGCGCCAUCUCUCGCAUCGUCCAGCGAACCGUUUUCGUUUUGUCGCACAAACAAUAAAAGUACCACCGCGUAAUAAUCAAUUACCUGCCGCGUUCACCCCGUAGAUCGCGAGUGGUUUUCGAUCGACAGCUGUUUACGUUCCGGCGGCGGAAAGUAGUGCGGGUCGUCGCGUACCUUAGCCCCUAGCCCCGACCACCGACCGGUGAGGUUACCACUGUGGUAACCGAAAUCUGCGGUAUCGGGCGACCAACAUGAACGGCGGCGGUGUCCCGCGGUGGUCCGCGACCGAUUCGCCCGGCGGCGACCGUGAAAUCCGGCUGGACGACGGCUGCGGAGGCGGAAGCCGAUACCCUCACGCGUGGCUCAGGAACAACUGCCCUUGUUCGUCUUGCGCGUCCGCCGAGUCCGGUUUCCGGAAACAAGUGAUCCGCGAUUUUCGGUUCAGCUCGGCGCCGGCCCGGCUCCAGAUUGUAAGCAAUGAUAAGCUCUAUGUGAAAUGGGAUGACAGCCACGAGAGUACUUACGACUUACAAUGGCUACUAGAGAGAAAUUUUAAUGAGGGUCAAGAACGCCACGAAAAUCAGCAAGUCAAAUGGACUGCGGAAUCGUUUUCAGCUAUAUUCCGGUCAUUUAAAUAUGAGGACGUAAUCAAAAGUGACGAAACUUUGCUACAGUGGUUGGAAACUUUGACAGUUUAUGGCAUCUCUAUGAUAAAAAGUUGCGGGUUGGAACAAGACCGGGUAAAACAACUUGCCGGGCGUGUUGCUUUUUUGAAGAAGACACAAUACGGGGAGACGUUUAAAGUUGAAGUGAACUCUGAUGCGACCAAUUUGGCAUAUAGAUCAACAUACUUACAACUACACACGGACUUGCCAUACUACGAAUACACACCCGGGGUGAUUUUGCUGCACUGCAUCGUUCAACCCGAAUCCAGUGGCGGUGAAUCCGAAGUGACCGACGGGCUGUCGGUGUGCGAUCGUCUGAAGGAAAUGGACGUGGAUUGCUAUAAGACACUGUCUACGGUGCCGGUGAGGUGGAUUGACCGCGGCCACGACGGUGGCUACAACUUCCAUAACGUUUACGUCUCGCCCGUAAUUUGCGAAGACAGUUAUGGGAAUGUCAAGAGAAUUAAUUUUAGUGAGCAUCACAGAGAUUCGAAAUUUCCUGUGUCAAUAGAUAAAGUACACAUUUGGUAUGAUGCAAUCGAAAAAUUUGUAAAGAUUGCGUACAACGAAAAGAUCAUCAGCACUUUUAAAAUGAAACCGGGAGACAUUUUAACUUUUGACAACCAUCGAGUACUUCACGGAAGAAAAGGAUAUCAAGGCUCUAGAUUAUUGAUUGGUGGUUAUUUGGACUGGGAUUUGAUAAAAUCAAGAACUCGUGUACUCCAAUCUCAACUGUCUAAUACAAAUAUUAACUAAUCAUACACAUAACUUAUGUAUAUAUAAGUAAAAUUUGUAUGUAAUCCAGUAAUGAUGAACCAUUAACUAUACUAAAUAAGUACAGUUAAACAUGAUAUAAAUUGUAUGUAGGUAUAAUAAAUAUAACGUAAAUUA